GAGCCGUCAAUCCCGUCAGGGCUGCUCUGUCUGACGGUGAACAGCAGCAGGCAGGCUGGGGGCUCUGAAGAGGAACACUCCCCAAUUUCCCUGGCUCACUGUUCGCAGUUCGUUUCUGGGUUUGUGUUCCAGUUUCUGUCCUCCCUUGGUGUUUGGCUCUGCAUGACAAAUAGCAGCAGCCUGCCGUGAUGGGGUUCCUCUGAGCCCUCAGGAGCAUACUUAAGGCUUGGAUGGUGGUGCUGCUCAUCACAGACAAUGUGGCUGAUACUUCAGAGAAACCCGUCCUUUUCCCCUGUUCUCCAAGUGCCUGAGUUGGCUGCAGGCCGGGACCUUUGCCUCGUGCUCUGGGUUCUAAGCUUGGCCAUUGUACAGAUGGAUGGCCAGGUCUACUCCCCGACUGUCAACACGCACUAUGGGAAGUUACGAGGGGUCCGGGUUCCACUGCCUAGCGAGAUUCUGGGUCCUGUGGAUCAAUAUCUGGGGGUGCCUUAUGCAGCCCCUCCCACUGGGGAGAAGAGGUUCAUGCCCCCUGAGCCACCCUCCUCCUGGUCUGGAAUAAGGAAUGCUACCCACUUCUCACCGGUCUGCCCUCAGAACAUCCACAGUGCAGUCCCGGAAAUCAUGCUGCCCAUCUGGUUCACCUCCAAUCUGGAUAUAGUUGCCACGUACAUUCAGGAUCCCAAUGAGGAUUGCCUGUACCUCAACAUUUACAUUCCCACCGAGGAUGUAAAACGGAUUUCCAAGGAAUGCGCCCGAAAGCCCAACAAGAAAAUAUGUAGGAAAGGAGGAGCCAUCGCUAAGAAACAGGGCGAGGACUUAGCGGAUAAUGACGGGGAUGAAGAUGAAGACAUUCGCGACAGUGGGGCCAAGCCCGUGAUGGUUUAUAUCCAUGGCGGCUCCUACAUGGAGGGCACAGGGAACAUGAUUGAUGGGAGCAUCCUGGCCAGCUACGGCAACGUCAUCGUCAUCACCCUCAACUACCGCGUGGGUGUGCUAGGAUUCCUGAGCACCGGGGACCAGGCAGCCAAGGGGAACUAUGGGCUGCUGGAUCAAAUCCAGGCGCUGCGCUGGAUCAGUGAAAAUAUUGCCUUCUUCGGGGGGGACCCGCUGCGAAUCACUGUCUUUGGCUCCGGCAUCGGCGCCUCCUGCGUCAGUCUGCUCACUCUCUCCCACCACUCGGAAGGUCUCUUCCAAAGAGCCAUCAUCCAGAGCGGCUCUGCCCUCUCAAGCUGGGCAGUCAACUACCAGCCUGUGAAGUAUACCAGCCUGCUGGCCGACAAGGUGGGCUGCAAUGUGCUGGACACCGUGGACAUGGUGGAUUGUCUGCGACAGAAGAGUGCCAAGGAGCUGGUGGAGCAAGAUAUCCAGCCAGCCCGCUACCACGUGGCCUUUGGGCCCGUCAUCGAUGGAGAUGUCAUCCCGGAUGACCCUGAGAUCCUGAUGGAGCAGGGCGAGUUCCUGAACUAUGACAUCAUGCUGGGGGUGAACCAGGGUGAGGGGCUGAAGUUUGUGGAGGGCGUGGUGGAUCCUGAGGAUGGUGUCUCAGGCAGUGACUUUGACUACUCCGUCUCCAACUUUGUGGAUAACCUGUAUGGCUACCCAGAGGGGAAGGACACUUUGCGGGAGACCAUCAAGUUCAUGUACACAGACUGGGCAGACAGGGACAACCCCGAGACACGCCGCAAAACCCUGGUGGCCCUAUUCACUGACCACCAGUGGGUGGAGCCAUCAGUGGUGACGGCUGACCUGCAUGCCCGCUACGGGUCCCCAACCUACUUCUACGCCUUCUACCACCACUGCCAGAGCCUCAUGAAACCCGCAUGGUCUGAUGCAGCCCAUGGAGAUGAGGUGCCUUAUGUCUUCGGGAUCCCCAUGAUUGGCCCCACUGACCUUUUCCCUUGCAACUUCUCCAAGAAUGACGUCAUGCUCAGCGCUGUGGUGAUGACAUACUGGACCAACUUUGCCAAGACCGGGGACCCCAACAAGCCUGUCCCCCAGGACACCAAGUUCAUUCACACCAAGGCCAACCGUUUUGAGGAAGUGGCGUGGUCCAAGUACAACCCUCGCGACCAGCUGUACCUGCACAUUGGCCUGAAGCCGAGAGUGCGAGACCACUACCGAGCCACCAAGGUGGCCUUCUGGAAGCACCUGGUGCCCCACUUGUACAACCUGCACGACAUGUUCCACUAUACCUCGACCACCACCAAAGUGCCACCGCCAGACACCACGCAGAACUCACACAUCACCCGCCGGCCCAACGGCAAAAUCUGGACUACCAAGCGUCCAGCCAUCUCCCCAGCUUACAACAGCGAGAACCCCAGGGAGAAGUGGAGCCCGGAGCAGGAGGCUGGAACAUUGCUGAUCGAGAACCCCCGGGACUACUCAACCGAGCUGAGCGUCACCAUCGCUGUGGGCGCUUCCCUGCUCUUCCUCAACGUGUUGGCCUUCGCCGCACUCUACUACCGCAAGGACAAGCGCCGGCAGGACACACACCGCCAGCCCAGCCCCCAGCGCAGCACCCCCAACGACAUUGGCCACACGCCUGAGGAGGAGAUCCCCUCCCUGCAGAUGAACCAGGCCCAUCACGAAUGCGAGUCAGGGCAGGCACACGAUGCCCUGCGUCUCACCUCCUUGCCUGACUACACGCUGACCCUGCGCCGCUCCCCAGAUGACAUCCCUCUAAUGACCCCCAACACCAUUACCAUGAUCCCCAACUCCCUGGUGGGCCUGCAGACCCUGCACCCCUACAACACCUUUGCAGCAGGGUUCAACAGUACGGGGCUCCCGCACUCACACUCCACCACCAGGGUAUAGCUCCAGGGGCUGUGCCCACCCAUGCCCGCACACACCCACGCACACCGGGGACACAGGCUGGGGCUGCAGGAGCUGACGGAUGCAGACUGGGCAGCACACACAGACGGACCCACCCGGCAGGGCAGGGCGGAGCAGAGCCCCAGGGCCAGCAGGACCCCUGGUGCGAGACAGGUGGGCUGCUCGCCCCUCCGGCUCGCUCUUUCUUUUGUUGUUCUUAUUUUGUAAAGUGCUUUGACUCUCCAUGUGCAGAGAGGGCUGACGCCAGGGCAGCAAGGCCCAGCCAGAGCGGUGCAGGAGAACGGACAGAAGAGAAGGUGCAGAGAGCAUCAUGCAGCCCUGCAUGCUGCAUCCCACUGGAAACCCCCUUGCAGGACAGUGAGAAGGACCCGCCUGGGGAGGAGGUGAUGGCGUGCCUGCCCCCUGGCCUAUACAUGGCACUAGAGGACUCUGCACCCCUGGGGAGGUGGUGCCUCCCGGAGCCUUCUUCCCUACCGCCCAAGUACAUUGGGGACUGGCUAGGAUCUGUCCUUGGCAUUCUCUUUCCAUUGGAUCUGUGGGGUUGAUUGAAAUUUGCCAUUCAAAGUGCCAUGGAAAAAGCUCCAGCACUCUAUCAAAUUGUGGUGUGAAGCAGCUGCCUUGGACCACUGGCACUGGUGGGUGGGCUCUGUGCCCGGGUUGUUGCUGGGCAGAUGGACUCGGUGUCCAGCCCAGCCCUGGGGGGGGGUUCAGUGCCCGGUCUGGCACUGGGCAGAGGAGCUCGGUGCCCAGUCUGGCGCUGGGGUUUGGGCAGGGCUCGGUGCCCGGUCUGGUGCUGGGGGGGGUGGGGGUGAGGGCUUGGUGCUUGGUCUGGCACGGGGGGGAGGGCGAGGGCUCAGUGCCCAGUCUGGCAGGCCAACCCUAGCGUGGGGUCAACACCUCUGCUCCUCUUUCUGCAGAGAAUCUCUUUUGUGUCGGUCGUGUCUCUUUGCAGAGAUGUUUUUAAGCAGAUCUUUAGUUCUUUACACACUAACAGAGUUGCUGUGUUUUGUCCUUUGUAAAGAUUUUAAACCAGGUGUUCUUGAUAUAAAGUAAAAAAGCCAAUUAGAAUCUCAGCGUGUGCCACGCUGCUCCCAUCAGCCAGGCCCCCGCCCGCUGCCUUCCCAAGAGAGACCAUCUGUGCCAUGCCACCAAACCAGCAGCCUGGGCCGGCAGGGCACAUACCCGUGGGGCUGCCAUGCAGCCCUCUUUUCUAUUUUUGAUAUUUCCCCUCCCCAGUUGUUCAUGUCUGUGUACUUCAGCCAAAUAACGUGUGUGCUAUGGCCCAAGUCUGUGAUCGUCGUUCUGUGCUGCCAGCACUUCUCUGCCAACAGCCGUUGCCACCCGUCACACGCCUCGUCCCCAGCACACCACAUGGCCUAGGACCCCUACCCCUUCACUAAUACCCUGCUACACUGCCACCCUCACUACUAAAUCCUGCUAAUGCCCCUCCAUCCCAGUCAUCUGCUGGCUACCCCACUGCCCAGCUCCACCAACUCCUCCUCUGCCAACUCCCCUGCCCCAUCCCCUGCCAGCCCCCUCCCUGCCAUCCUCUGCCAACUCCCCCGCCCCUGUCCUCUGCCGGCCCCGCCCCGUCCCCUGUCAGCCCCCUCCCCAUCAUCCUCUGCCAGCUCCCCCACCCCCUGCCAGCCCCCCCACACCCAUCCUCUACCAGCUCCCCCACAUCCCUGACCCAGUCCUCUGUCAGCUCCCCCCACACACACCAGUCUUCUGCCAGCUCCCCCCCACCAUCCUCUGCCAUUCUUGAUGUUUUUCACCACUGCCAUUGCCAUAUCUUACUGCCCUCUGCCAUUCCCAUUGCUGCUCCCAUCCUUCGCCAGCCCUGUUGCCUGCCACGUUCUGCCUCUGUCCCUGCCUUGUGCUUCUGGCUCCACUCUGCACCUGUGGGAGCUGCUGUUGGUCAGUGCAGGGACACAGGGUCAGCCAGCUGCACAGGAGAGCCCUGGCUCACCCAACCUGGUGUGGAGAGGACUCAGCUCGUGCCAGGGGGAAGGGGCCACCUACUUGGGUAGUGCAGUGAAUGGUGGGGGGGGGUCACACAGUAUGUGGGGCUCAGGGUAAGUUUUAUUGACAUCUCAGCUCAGUCCUUGCUGGACACUUCUUUACCUCCCAGAAAGACCUCAAUAUUCUAGCAGUCACCACUCAGGAGUGGCCAGGUCUGUGGGGCAGGAUGGAGGGGCACUGUCAGGUCUGUGGGGGAGCCCAGGGCUGGGCUAGCAGGAACAUGUAGCACAGCUGGGUAAAGUUGGGGUGAUAUGAGUUUCUUCCAUUCUCAGCACUGGAGGACUCUGCAUGGGGCAGCACCAGGGGAGCAGCCCUUGAGCCCAAACACAGCUAUCGCCCUGGAGGGGGAGAGACCCAUGGCUGCGAUGAACCUGGGCUGUUGGACACAAGCUGCCCUUGGCCAUUCCCUCCAUGCGCCGGAGCACUGAACUGUACAUCAUGGCUGUGCCUGAGGAUACCCCCCUAGGGUGCCAUGGGGAGGAGGGCCCUGGCAGAGGCACCCUGAGGCAGCACCUGCCCACAUAUGAGCUGAUGCUGCAUGGCUCCAGGCAUCAGUGUCUGGACACAAGAGAGCUGGGGAGAGGGUGCAGGAGCGGGGCCCGAGCCAGUGAGAGGCCAGGGGCUAACCCACUCCCCCAGCAGCUCCGCAGAGCAGGCUCAGACUAAGGAUGGGGGGCUGCAGAUUCUGUGCCAAUGGCUAGGCCGCUCCUGCCUCCCCCUGCACGGCUGCUGGCUGACAUGGGCACACUUCGCUCGCUCCACAGGACCAAGCCAGAGCUGCGGCCAUGCGCCUCCCUCCCCCCGGGGACUGCCCCCGACCCUCCCACCACCCUUGGGCUCUGCUCCCUGCCCCUCCCCCACACAGCCUGACUCCCACCCCAGGGCUCUGCCACCUGAUCCCGCCCCCCCAGGGCCUGAGUCCUCUCCUCCCCCCAGGGCUCUGUGACCUGUUUCCUCCCCCCCAUGCCAAUUGGGUCAAAGGAGACCAGAGCCAGGCUAGGCCCAUUCUGAGAUGUUCGGCCAAGUGUGUGUUCCCCAUUUCAUGCCAUUGAGGGCAAUGUAGGGGAUCUCCCCAAAAACGGAGAGGGGCAGAGCAGGGCCUUGGGGCAGGGAGGGCAUGUGGGGGCAGAGCAGGACACCAGGGGAGAACCGGCGAUGUGGGGGUCUCGGGUAGGAGGGGGGCUGGGGACUGGGCAAAGCUGUGCUGAGUGCAGAAUGUAUUUAUACCAUCACCUGCGCAGAGUAACAAACUCCAAAUAAAACAAAUGCUAUUUUG
Dermochelys coriacea (leatherback sea turtle) is the source of this 6130-nucleotide messenger RNA. RefSeq names its product neuroligin 3 (gene NLGN3). The coding region runs from base 256 to 2814 and encodes 852 amino acids. Gene Ontology annotation, biological process: synaptic vesicle endocytosis; presynaptic membrane assembly; neuron cell-cell adhesion. Gene Ontology annotation, molecular function: neurexin family protein binding; signaling receptor activity. The record is from RefSeq and is a predicted model, not a curated record. The transcript is spliced from 7 exons. Gene Ontology annotation, cellular component: synapse; postsynaptic specialization membrane; cell surface. NCBI's taxonomy places the organism in Eukaryota, Metazoa, Chordata, Testudines, Dermochelyidae.